Messenger RNA from Lycium ferocissimum, 2085 nucleotides. RefSeq names its product transcription factor TCP2. Lineage: Eukaryota; Viridiplantae; Streptophyta; Magnoliopsida; Solanales; Solanaceae. Gene Ontology annotation, molecular function: DNA-binding transcription factor activity; sequence-specific DNA binding. The transcript is spliced from 4 exons. The coding region runs from base 471 to 1742 and encodes 423 amino acids. Gene Ontology annotation, biological process: regulation of secondary shoot formation. The record is from RefSeq and is a predicted model, not a curated record. Gene Ontology annotation, cellular component: nucleus.
UGUUCAUGACCUGACCUUAGGGCUUUAUACUCUCUCUCUCUUCACAUUUUUAAAAAAAAAAUUUAAGUACUAUUUAAAUUGCCAACCCAAAAAAUCUGGAGAAAAAAAAAAGUAUAAGAAAAGGAACUUGAAGGUUUCAUCAUGAGGACUUAUACUUUUCUUUUAACGGUCUAAUAAGGGUUGAGGAUAGUUACCCAAAACUUGAGAGCAUUUUUUUUAAUAUAUAUUUUAAACAUCUUUUUUGUUCCUUUUCUUUUUUUUGGUUUGGAUUUGAUGGGGUGGUGAGAGAAAACUGAUUAUGGCUUUGGAAUUAUAAAAGUUGUGACAUAAGGAAGCAAAGUUACAGGAAAUUCGGUAGCUGAUCUACUGUGUAGAAGCACAAAACUCACAGAUCCAACAGUUGUGGAUUUGCAUUUUGUUGUUUAACUGCAUCUGUUGAAGAGACAACAAAAUGGUAUGAAAGUGGUAGUAUGGAGAUGGAUGAGAUGCAAACUCAAGAGUGUAAGUUUCCAAGAAUCAGCAACAAAGGGGAUGAUGAGCAGUACCAAUAUGAAGUAGAUGAUGCAGGUGAAGUCAAAAAGAGUGGCCUUAGUGGUAUUGGUAAACUUUAUGGUUGGCCUUCAUCAAGAAUUGUUAGAGUUUCUCGUGCAUCUGGAGGGAAAGAUAGGCAUAGCAAAGUAUUGACUUCAAAGGGGUUAAGAGAUAGACGUGUUCGCCUUUCUGUGAACACGGCUAUACAGUUCUAUGAUUUGCAAGACAGGCUCGGCUGUGAUCAGCCGAGCAAGGCCGUGGAGUGGCUACUAAAAGCAGCCGCUCCUUCUAUUGCUGAGCUUCCACCUCUGGAAGCAUUUCCAGAUACACUUCAGCUCAGUGAUGAGAAAAGGUCAAGUGUUGGAACUGAACCGGGUUUCGAUUCAGCUGAUGUUGAAAUGGAUGAUGAUGAUCCGAAUUACAACCAGCAGCAGCAGCAACAACCUUGUAGUAGCAAUUCUGAGACUAGCAAAGGUUCUGGAUUGUCACUUUCCAGAUCGGAUAGUCGGAUCAAGGCACGGGAGCGAGCAAAGGAAAGAGCCACAAAGAAGGAAAAGGAGAAAGAAAACAAGUCUUCUGUUGUUGCUCAUCACCAAAAUAUGCAUCCUAGCUCUUCUUUCACCGAGCUAUUGACAGGUGGUAUGAACAAUAACAACAACAACAGUAACACAAGUCCUAAUGGCUCCAUUCACCAAAACACGCCGAGGCAAUGGUCUACAAAUUCCUUGGAAUACUUUACCUCAUUAGGCCCAUCAUCUACUCGUGCAAUCAACAACUCUACUGGCUUCUCGGGUCAAAUUUAUUUGGGAAAUCCUCUACAAGUGGUGUCUUCAGCAAUGUUUAGUCUGACGGGGGACCAUCAACCCGAGCUUCACCACUUCCCCUUCAGUGGCGACAACGCCAUUGGGGGAAGUAAUUGUAAUGGUCAUCAAAGCACUACUAGUAAUAAUGAGCACAACUUGAACUUCAGUAUUUCUUCAUCAUCUCCAGCAUCCAGCUUUGCUGGUUUCAAUAGGGGGACCCUUCAGUCCAAUUCAUCCUCUUCGCCGUCUGCUUUGCCUCAUCACUUCCAAAGGUUUGACGGGUUACAAAGUUUAUUUCCAGGCAGCACAACUGAAUAUGAUGCUCGUUUACAGCUCUUUUAUGGUAAUGGUUAUGGCAAUGGCAACGGCAACAGGCAUUCAGAUCAGAAAGGAAAAGGAAAGAACUAACUUCAUUCAAAAGCAAGUUCCUUUUACUGCUCAUCUUCAUCCAUGGCAAUUGAAGAUGGAAGCAGGCUCUGAGUCCCAAAGGAAGCAUGCAUGCCUUUCUCUGCUACAGACUCUAUAUAUUAUGCUUCUUAAUUCCUUAUUAUGCAUUGUUCAUUUUUGAUUACUAUAAGUAGGCACCUUUUUUUUUAUGGAGAAAUCCUUGUUUGUUUCUAGCCCCACUUUAGCCGGCGCAGGGUUUGAAACUCCGCAAGGUCGUGUGUGUUUUUCUAUGAGACCUCAUUUGUCUAACAUUGCUUGAGGCCUUCAUAUUGAACCUAAGAUGCUGGAAUUUGCCAACUUGAAA